GAUGGUAGACUGUUCUCAUGGGGUGAUAAUUCUCAUGGUCAGCUGGGUAUUGGUAGGAUAGCUCAGCCUCCAUCACCAGGCACUCCUUAUUUGGUCAAAACUCUACUCGGCAUCCCAUUGGUCGAGAUAUCUGCGGGCGGAUAUCAUAGCAUGGCGUUGACCUUAUCUGGAGCUGUCAUUGGCUGGGGGAAAAACAGGUUAGAACUGGAAAUGAACGUCAUUGGCAGGGACAGUAUUGCUAUCUAUAAAAAGCACCUUGAAGUCAAAUUUGAAGGCAAAUGAUAAGAACGUACACGUAAAAAUGCAUAAGUUAAUUGUUACAGAUCUUCAAACAAUGGACCUUUCCCCUUAUAACGUUAACUAAAAUUUUGAUCUAGACAAGAAUUUCAUCACAGCUUGAAAGAGCAUCACAAAAUUAGUAAUAUUCCAAAGUUUUGUUGCGAAAUGUUGUAAACCUGCGAAUAAUAUAGCCUUGCGAAGUUUGCCAUUUUUCAGUGAUGAAUUUUGUAUUACGCAUGGGAAAUUGACAGCCCAAUCGGGUGUUGGGGCAUCAAUUUCCCGUUUGUAAUACAAAAUGACUGAAAAUUGCAAAUUUUGCAGGGCUAUAUUAUCCGCAUUUUACAACAUUUCACAACGUAAACUUUGGAAUAUUACUAAUUUUGUGAUGCUCUUUCAAGCUGUGAUGAAAUUUUUGUCUAGAUCAAAAUUUUAGUUACAAGGGGAAAGGUCCAUUGUUCCUAGUUGUUGUGACAAGUCUGGAAUAAGUUGUUAUCACCUUGUUACGAGGUUGAUGACAGUAACAGACUUGGUACAAGUUGUUCUAACAAGACAGGUAGCUCUUCGUAACACGUAGUGACUACGUUGUUAUAACUGCAGAUUAUAUCAGACCUGUUGGAACAACUUAUUGCGAGUCUGUUGGCCUCAUCAACCUUGUUACAAGGUGAUAACAACUUGUUCCAGACCAGGCCUUAAAAUAUCGGUCGGUCACGGUCAUUGUCCGACCCAUUCGUGAAAUUGUCCGACGUAGAGAGGAAACCACCGGACAUUCUGUCCGACCAAAGUGAAACUAAGGUUUAUUUUUUGUCCGACCCAAGUGAAUUGGUGUUUGACCGAACUGUAGCUUUGUCCGACGUAAAUCAAAAUGUACCCUAGCCCAGGACUAGAGGCUUGUAUGUUAAACGGAAAAUCAGAGUACUAAUGUAUAAAAGGUGAACUGAAAAUGUUGUUUUAACGUAGUCGAGCGCGGGGCGACGAGCGAAAUGGUGAAGUGGAAAACGGGCUUAAGUUGUCGAAGUCUUUUUUAACACUGCUGUUCUGGCAAGCAAGUUAAUUUUGGCUUGGAAAUAAGUAUGAAAGAAACAAAUUAUCUAAUAUCUUUACAACAUUUACCGUUUAUUCAUUUGUGUCAUUCAGACUUAUUUCCGAGUCAAAACUGAACUGAAGGUCAUCGGACAUAUGUCCGACCCAAACUCAACGUCAUCGUACAUUUUGUCAGACGGCCCAGUAAAAGAUAUUUUAAGGCCUGCAGACUGGUUGACAACUGCGAACAAGCAGUGCGAACACAUCUUGUUGACAUUUUUAUCUGUUCAUUUCACUUUACAGUUUUGGUCAACUUGGAUUGGAAAAUGGCACAGGUAUACAGUUUAUGUAAAAGUUUUACUCUAUGGUUUAGUUUUCAUUUUCAUGCCUCAGUAUACCACAAUAUCCCUUUCAAUACAUUCUUUCUAGACCAGUGGUUUCCAGUGCAGAUUGAGUCAGUGAGAUCACAGAGAGUACGACAUAUUGUUUGCGGUGAAGACCACACGGCGCUUUUAACCGAGGUAGGUCUAGGACCACGUGAACUUAUCUCACCUGCCUAGUUGCCACUGUUCAGGCAAUCUAGCCAUGCAUAGUAUUAGCCAUUCCGAUGUUGAUGAGAGGACUGGGAACGAGUGUUAAAAAGUGCCCAAAUUAAGAAAUGAACCAAAUCACUAAAAAGACCACCUCAAAAUUAGUAAGUAUACAAAGUUUGAAGACGUUUACAUGAAUACCCUUCGAAUAACAAGCUUUCGGAAAUCGCGAUAUUUACUAUGAAAUGUAUUGUAAUUUGUGUUUUUGGGAUGCGCGUCCCAAAAACAAUCUUUUAAUCAGUAAUUUCACAAUUUUCGAAAGCUUAUUAUUCGAAGGGUAUUCAUGUGAACGUCUUCAAACUUUGUAUACUUACUAAUUUUGAGGUGGUCUUUUUAGUGAUGGGCACUUUUUAACAUUCGUCCCCAGUCCACUCAUCAACUUCGGAAUGGCUGAUUAGAAUGGAACAAAGGGUUAUUGAUGUUAACAUUUGUCGUAUUUUAUUUAUCUAUCAGGACGGAGGUGUUUUCACAUUUGGCUCAGGGACAAACGGUCAGCUUGGUCAUAAUUCAAAUUUUCCUCAAUAUCAACCUCGCAAGGUACGUUCUACAACGUCAGGUAAUGGAAUUAUAGAACUCGUAGUAUUUAUACAUCUGGCCAGUGGCCACUACCCCAUCUUCACAUUUUGAAUAUCGUUUAGGUGCUUGAAUUGAUGGGUACACUAAUUACGCAGUUAGAUUGCGGACGGUGAGUCACCUUCGGACGUACUACUAUAUGGUGGUUUUGACAUCAAAAGGAUAGCAAUUACAGUACCUAAGGCCUGUUUUAUACGUCGAAUUUCAGUCACGCCGAAUGCAAUUCAAACAAUAGAUAAUGAAGCUUAGUAAGGUUUAUCAUCUCAUUAUUGUCUUUGCGACCAAAAUUCGACGUAUAAAACAAGCCUAAUACAGGGUGUCUAAAAAAAGCGAACCUUGUUGUAAACACCCAAACUUCAUUACCUCUGGGAGUUUAGAAUGCAUUGUAAUCUUACGAGCAUAUUAAAACUCCAUAAAUUGUUCAUGAAAAUUCUAAUUGAAAGUUAAAACGAUUUAGAAAUUAAUGCCGUCAGUCCCCCCAUUGAAAAAGGUGAGGUCUAGGUCUAACUUCCAGCUGUAAUUCCAGUACCAUGUAUUAGACAGAUUUAGAUCGAGGACGCGGACGUCAAAGUCGACGUAAAAAUGGCGUGGCAUAUCCAUACAUGGGCACGACACGCCAUUUUCACGUCGUCUUUGACGUCUGCGUCCUCGAUCUAAAUCUGUCUAUUGUCUUGCAGUCGACAUACGGUAGCAUUUGCGCCCCAGCUGGGUCGUGUUUACACAUUUGGCCUUGGAGCGUAUGGUCAACUGGGGUGUGGUGAAACGAUGAGUUGCAGCAGUCCUGUGGUUGCUAAGGGACCGUGGAUGACGUCAUCGUCAACGUCAUUUGGCAACAAAACAUCGGUGAUGAAGAUCGUUGCCGGUGGAGACCACUGUUUUGUAUUGUCUGCCAAGGCUGGUGUAAGUUGUCUCAUCAGAGUGCGAUAAUUCAACAUUGUUAGUCGUACCUGGCUGGUAUUCCAAUGAUUAUUGCGGCGUACUUGAGCUAUUACAAGCUUAGGCCUGUUUUAUACGUCGAAUUUCGGUUGCGUCGAAUGCAAUUCAAACAAUAGAUAAUGAAGCUUAAUGAGAUUUAUCAUCUCAUUAUCUAUUGUCUUAAUUAUAUUCGACGCGACCGAAAUUCGACGUAUAAAACAGGCCUUAAGAUCCAAGGCGUACUUAGCUUUUAAAAUGAAUUACAUAAUGUACAGGUUUCUGAAAGGUAUUCAUUCCGUAAUCUGAAACUAGUAGUUAGAUAGACAAACACUACGAUCGACUCUAACAUUCCUAUAGUCCCAUCUCAUCAUAAUGAUAUCAGUCAGGGUCAUGCUAGACUUGCACAUAUUCUUGGAAAGGUUAAAUGGUACCAGCAAAAAGUUAAGUACGCAGAUAGCAAGAGUUCCGCGUACCUACGUGGUACGUGGCUGAAAACAAAGAAGUACCGUACCAGACCGUAAUAUUGGUGUACCUCCGGCACGUAAGUACGCGAAUUAUCGCACCCUGAGAGUCCCAUACCACCAAAGGCCCAUUUCCACUCAAGAAAAUUUCCGAAAAUAUCAUUGUUAAAAGUUGAAAAUUUUCAACUUCAAAUUUUUUUUCCGACGGAAAAUUUCUGUCGGCCAAUCACAUUUUACAAAAUUUUCUUUCUGCGGAAAAUUUUCCUGAGUGGCAAUGGACCUUAACCGUGCACGGUUCUUUCCCUGAUCAAGAUGGUAGGUUCGAUUCUUGUAUAUUAGGCAAAAUGGUAAAUGAUGGGAAGCAUUGUUUUUUUGUAGUCCUUGGUCGAGGCAGUGGAUAUGCGUGACAUCAAUCACGGUUUGACCGUCAUACACAGUGCCAUCGUGGAUGAUGUUGAACAUAAAAUCAGAAGUAAUACUGUCACUCCUGAACUUAUGAGGUUGGUAAAUCUACUUUAUACAGUACAGUAACUGAAGUAGCUAAUGUGCCUGUUAAACUAACUACCUUACCUAAGCUAACUAUGUCCGAUAACCUGAUUUCUUCUAGCAAAUGUUUAUUUCCUUUUCUCUAGAAAACUCGAGGCAGUGUUUACGAGUCAACAAUGUUUAAACGGCUGUUUCUUUAACACGUGAGCUUAAUUCUUCAACUGUGUAAUUGUAUAUCUAGCGCCCGUAUUCUAAAAGCUCGCACUCAAUGAGUGGAGGUUCAAUCUGAGCUUCUCUUGAGUGUCAGUGGUGUUUUUGAAUAGCUGGAGGGUGAGUAGUCACAUAGUAAGGUACGACACUAACCCUCCAGCUAUUCAAAAACAGCAUUGACACUCAAGGAAAGCUCAGAUUGGACUUCCACUCUUUGAGUGUGAGCUUUUAAAAUACGGGCGUAGGACUCGAACAAAUUUGAUCUGUAUCUAAUGUCACUAAUAUCUUUCACUGAUUGAUGAAGUCACUUUAUUUUUAUACCAAAAAUUUAGGAGGAAAAAUUUGGUCACAGACAUUCACAAUCAUGCGGUUGACCUGAGCGCCGUGAGAAGAUUUUUCCAAGCCUUAGCAAGGCACCCUCAAAUAAAUGAAAUUGUAAGUUAUAAGAAAAAUACGCCACCAUCCUAUUCUGGCCCGUGGGGGCGGGAGGUUUGAGCGACUAAGACUCCCCCUAUUUGUUCAUGAGUAAUUUCAGCUAAAUUUAGAGGUGAUUUGAGCUGACUUUCACUAAUUUUCAAACAAUUGUCGCUUGCGUGUAUUCAUUCAUAUACUAAAGUAGAUUAAAAAAACUCAUUGAUAAUUAAUGACGAAAACACAAAGAAAAUUCAUAAGAGUGUCGUAUCUUUAUACGUGAUAGAGAUUUCCCUUGAUUUACAUAAACUUUAACUUUCAUUUUCUCGACUUACUCAACGUAUUUUUUGAAAAUUACUUCGCCAAUGAACUUACUAGAUCGAUCGUUUUUGAAGCAAUUUAAAACAUUCGCUGUGCGUGUUUUAUCAGACCUAAAGAUACUUCGACUUCGCCUCGUAUCUUUAUAUCUGAUAAAACACUGCUGCUUAUGUUUUAAAUAGUACUUCUAACAAUGUUUGCAAGCUCCCCAGGUGUGGAUAUACACUCAGAGUAACAUCACAAACAUCAUAUUCACCUGAGUACACAACACCAACACAGAAAAAAUCAGUGUUUGCAGGCUCACAAAAUUUAUACAGUAUAUUAUUCAAGACCUCAAAUUCGUAUUGUAUGUAUUUGCAGGUUUUAAACGGUCUCGAGAGACAUCUAAUACCUUCGCUUCACGAAUCGCCUCUGGAUAUCGACAGUUUAAGACUGUACGUCAUAUUACCCGAGUAUGAAAUGUUCACAGCUGCCGAGAGAUAUAAGACACUCGCUGUACCAUUGGCUAAGAAAUUGCUGUCUUUACAUGCGGACCAUCAGUCGAUUAUCGGUCAGUAUAAAGGCCAGUUUACACUUGCAAAUUUUGCUGCGAUUUUCGCCUUCUGAUGAAUGUGAACGAGCGGAUGAGUUAUGAGUGUGCAGUUGAGGGUAGGGCCACAGAAUAGGAAGUUAUACCAGAAGCGUAACUCGAGCAAAUAUUUGUCCGCGUUUUUAUAAGCGAUUCGUCAUCAAUCACGCCAUCCUGGCUAGUACAACCGGCACUUUGUACCUACCAAAUCUUGAUAAAAACUUCCGGCUGUACUAGCCAGGAUGGCGUGGCCUGACGUGAGCGAGUUAAAAUUUUCGUGGACGUCAAACAAUAAGGGAAACGACUAGAGUUACGCUUCUGGUAUAACUUCCUAUUCUGUGGUAGGGCAGUGAACUCUAAGGGAACUGGAACGAUAACUUGGCGGCCAUCUUUGAAGCCAAAUUGAAGGCCGCCAUGUACGUAUGGAGUGGAAAAUACGCCACCAAAAAGAUGUCUGUUUUCGACCACUAAAUAGCUGUAUUUCAACAAGGAAAAAAGCUAAAAACUUUCAACUAUACCUGAAAUUUAAUACAAAACAUGUUUCCAGAACGUAGAGCAGUUAUAAAGUUCUUUUUUCAGGAGUCAAAGUGCGAAGUUUUUUUCGGCACGUUCAAACUUGUGUAAUAUUUUGAAUAUCAAGCUGUUACCCAGGACGUUUUUGUUGUUAGUGGAUGUAAAAUACUUAGAACUAUCCAGGAAACCAGGUUUGAAUCUUUAAAGUUGAAGCCUUUUGAUAAAAAGUACUUUUUCUCGCUGAUUUUCGCUCAAAAACAAACUUUUGACUGAAUUUCCCGCUCCUCGAAACUCUCCCCAGUCCUUUUGAAAGUUAAUUUAUUGCCAGCCUAGUGAUUUAUUGCUGGCCGUGCUCGCGAGAAGCGCCAUUUUGGCUUCAGGCAAGUAUGGGCAUGUUUAUCUGCAGUUAGCGUUCCAGUGUUAUUACAGUUCACUGGGGUAGGGUCGUGGCUAAAGGGGAUGGACUAGAGACAGGUUUUCAAGAUGGCCGCCAGUUUUUAAGAUCAUUUAAAACGUAAAAAAAUCGACAGCCAGCCACUUGCAACAAUACUAAACCUCACCCCACACCAAACCCUAAUCCUAACCCCCAACACUAAUACUAACGCAAACUGUUAUUUCAAUUUUGGAACCAUUUCGUAAACUACCUUUUAACAGGGUUCGUAGCGGUCUUUGAAAUCCCUGAAAAUCUUUAAAUUUGAAUGCAGGUCUUUAAGGUCUUUGGAAAGCCUUUCAAUUGUGUGAAAAAGCGAAGAAAGUCUUUAAAAGUCUUUAAAUUCUUUAGUGAGUAUUUGAUUAUACGAUUUCCUAGCUAAUGAAAUAGAUUGAUUGAAGCAAGAUUUUCGCAGAUAUGGACGAAAAAGUGCGUUUUAGGAUGUGAUUUGACGGGACUAAUUACCUGGUAAAAAUGGUGCUUAUUCAUCGCAAUUUUUCGACAGCUGAUUUCUCUCAAAGGUCUUUGAAAAGUCUUUGAAAAUAGGCAGAAAAAAUUUUUGCUUACUCGCAAAAUUUAUUUGUUAAUAUAGGUAAUUGGUGGGCGAAGCUGCCAUCAACUUAUAUCGAGAGAAUAAUCAAGGUAUCUUUCAUCAUUGACACACGAUUAUUUGAACUGGGCCUGUGCGAAUGAUCCAUAUUACUGAGACUGCGAAGCAUGGGAGAUCGAUGGAGAGAUUUCUACUAAUCUCAAAAAAUGUUGGUAUUUUAGAUUUUUCAAGAAUGUGUAAAAUUUAUACUGGAACAGAAAAUAAAUCAACAUGAUAACCAGGAGGUAUUAAUGUUUUGUUUUGUUUUGUUUUGUUUUGUUUUGUUUUGUUUGGUUUGGUUUGGUUUGAUUUGGUUUGGUUUUUUUUUGUGAGUUGUGUAUACCUUUGCACUUUAAGCACUUGUUGACAUCGCAUCUGUACUGCAAUUUAGUUCAUUCAUUACUCCUUCUCUUGUUUUAUUCGUUUCUGUUCCAUUUAUUCUGUCCUUCUUUCUUUCUUCCUCCAUACAAAAAUUUUGUUGCUGGAACUUGGAAAUUUACUAGAACCAAAGGGUCCUAUGCCCGCCAGUUCUGUUACGUCUUUCCUACGUUAUGUUUAUGCUAUUUGUCUUAAUCAUAGUUCGCAGUGCGAGAAGAAUGUCUCAGAUGUAGCCUGGAAGUUUUAAAUGGCGUUCACAAGGUAAAGAAAACAUCUGUCGAAUUAAAUGAGGUGACAUAGUAACCAAGGUUAAUAUCAUAGGAACCGCGCGCAGUCUGGGUACGACAUGUGCCCUCGGGAUAUCGGAUAUAGAGAGUGCCAAGCAGACUCUCAGGUCAUUAGCUAACUCAUAGCCCACUUGCAGUAGUAAUCUACUUAGAGAAGAAGCCAAAUUUUUUUUGACGACAAUGGACCAUUUGCAUUAUAGACUAAAUUUUGAUCUAAACAAGUCUAGACAAAAGUUUCAUCACAGCUUGAAAGAGCAUCACAAAAUUAGUAAUAUUCCAAAGUUUCGUUGCGAAAUGUUGUAAAAUGCGGAUAAUAUAGCCUUGCGAAAUUUGCAAUUUUCAGUCAAUUUGUAUUACAAACGGGAAAUUGAUGCCCCAACACCCGAUUGGGCUGUCAAUUUUCCGUGCGUAAUACAAAAUGACUGAAAAACGGCAAAUUUCGCAGGGCUAUAUUAUCCGCAUUUUACAACAUUUCGCAACGAAACUUUGGAAUAUUACUAAUUUUGUGAUGCUCUUUCAAGCUGUGAUGAAAUUUUUGUCUAGAUCAAAAUUUAGUCUAUAAUGCAAAUGGUCCAUUGACUUUCGGUUUAAUUUCCACCGAGCACUUAGUUCGGUGUGAUAAGGUGCAGAUGUUCGGUGGUCAGGUCCUGAAUGGACAGCUUCACGUGAUUCGGACCUGAAUCCAAGUAACUCAAAUCCCUAGAUCAUUAGCUGACCACGUCUAUGGUAACGACAGUCAAAUUAAUUUAUUGACUCGUUUCACUUCAAUUAUCCUCUGGGUAUGAGCACAACUAUACAUCUGCCUUUCUCGCCCAAAUGUUCUCAUAUUCAACUUUACUUUUCUCCACAUUCAGGUUAACAAGCGUGCAGAGAAUGCUGUGCCGUAUCCUGUGUUUUAUAUCCCAGAGUUGACGGACUGUCUUGAGCUCAGGAGUGAUUAUUUACGUUGGAUCGACCAUGAG
Messenger RNA from Paramuricea clavata, 8990 nucleotides. Lineage: Eukaryota; Metazoa; Cnidaria; Anthozoa; Malacalcyonacea; Plexauridae. The record is from the annotation of a GenBank genome assembly.